AACGAAGGCGCCUUCUGAUAACCUAGCGGGGUCCAGAAUAAUAAAAAAUAUCUAGUCCCGCCGAUAAAAGAUAACUCAUCGUGACCUAAACUAACGCGAGCAACGCAGUCGCGAUCCAACCCCCGCCGCGCCACCACGCUGUCAAAACGCGCGCUCAAUAAAAAACAAAACAAUAGACUAUGGUUCUUUGAAACUUCUUCUUUUUUAUUUUUAUUUCAAGCCAGUGUUUAGUUUUUUCUUCUAAAUGGAUCAGCAGAACAUGACAUCAGUGCCUUUGAUGCCAAAGGAGGAGGAAAAGGUGGUGGUUCUGACGCCCAGCCAUGGCGGCGUGGGCAAGAUCCUGGUGCGUGAGGAUACGGUGCUGGCGAACCUGCAGGGCUGCGCGGGGUGCGGACGGGCGCAGUUCAACUGCGGGGGGGUGCAGAAGCAGUGGUCAGCCCUGUGCUGGGGCAAGAAUAGCGGACGGAGUAACUAUUGCUUGAUCACGUUAUUAUCGACGAUAUUCACGUUGAGCUGCGUGGGCACCAUCCUGCUGUGCUGCACCAACGUCAUCCACGACGUCGUCGUGUCUAACAUGGUCCUCAAGAACGGUUCCAUGGCGUUCAAGAUGUGGCAGCGUCCAGCAGUCCUACCCCUGAUGAAGGUGCACGUGUUCAACUACAGCAACUGGGACCGAGUGAGGCAGGGGCUGGACACCAAGUUGGAGGUGCACGAUGUGGGACCUUAUGUUUAUGAGCAACAAGUGGAGCGCGUGAACAUCGCGUUCCAGAACGACAGCCUGACGUUCCAGGAACGCAACAGGUUCACGUUCCUGCCCGAGCGUUCUACGGGCGCCAUCUUGGAUAAGGUGUCGGUGCCGAACCUGCCGUAUUUGGGCGUGGUCUCGCUGGCCAUAGACAACCUGAACGUGUUCACCAAGUCGAUGCUGAACGCCGGCCUACAGAUGUCUAACCACCCCAACGCCUUCAUACACCUGCCUGUGCACAGGUUCCUGUGGGGCUACGAAGACAGUGUGAUCAGCGCCGCGCGGCCGCUGCUGAGCAUCCUGGGGCAGCUGCCCUUCGAGCAGUUCGGCCUGCUCGUCACGAAAAACGGCACAGUCCCAGAGCGUCUCACCAUCAACACCGGAGAAUACGACGUGGACAAAAUGAACAUCAUCGAGAAACUCGACGGCAAGCCCAGCCUGUCCUACUGGAGCAACCGGGAGUGCAACAGUAUCGAGGGCUCGGACGGGUCCAUGUUCCCGCCCUCGCUGCUGGACCGGCGCCGCCAGCUCAACGUGUUCUUCCCGAAGCUGUGUCGCCGGGUGCCCUUCCAGUAUGAGAAGGAUGUUGAGAGCGAAGAUGGCAUCCAGCUGCUCCGGUACCGGAUGCCAGCGGACGUGUUCGACAGCCCGCAGACCAACCGCAACAACCAAUGCUUCUGCAACAUCGACACCGGAGUGUGCCCCCCUAAAGGGGUUAUUAAUGUCACCGCGUGUUCUAUGGGAGUCCCAGCGCUGGUCUCGUUCCCGCACUUCUACCUGGGCGACCCGGCGCUGCGGGACGAGUUCACGGGCCUGCAGCCGGACCCGGCCAAGCACGACUCCUUCCUCGACAUACACCCGAAACUGGGCAUCAGCUUAAGCGGGAAGUCCAGUUUGCAGCUCAACAUUCAAGUGAGGAAAGACGACACCGGAAUGUUUACGGCCGUUAAAUGGUUGAAAAAGGAUCUGAUUCUGCCUGUUGCGUGGCUUGAAAUGUCUGUGGAAGAACUGCCUGAAAGUGUGAGAUCGCUGGUGUACCAUGGAACCUACUCGACAGCAGCGGUCCAACUAGGGCUCACCGCUACCUGCAUUGUCACCCUUAUUCUGUCCACGUUAGGGCUCAUUGUCCUUUACGCGCGAAGCAAAAAGCCCAAGCCUUGCGCCACAAUCAAGAAACUACCCAUCGAAACGGAGUUAAAAGUACAAAAUUCGUGAAAAUACAAUAGAUUUUUCGUUUGAAAAUCUGUAUUAAAACUGCCAUAGCUCUCUGUGAGUAAAGACUUUAUGGAAAGUGGCGCCGGCCGCCAUAUUGCGGACAAUUUGUUAACUAAAUGCUAUAAACAAACAGUACUGAAAACAUAAAUACCUACAGUGCUAAAUGGAUCCUUUGGAGUAUGAAAGACAUUAAAAUAAGGUGGCAUUUUAGUGCUUAUUUUUGCCACGCAACCAAAACUGGUUUCUGCGGCACUCAACAGUUUUUUUAAACGUACAUGUAGUACAAAAGGUGUUUUUUUUUCUUGGAAAUGUUACUAUAAAAAAAUGUUGAAAUUUUAUCAACAUUAACUAACUACAUAAUUUUAUUAAUUUUCUUUUGUCGGGUAAAAUACCAUUCCAUUAGUUUGUAAGGUCCUCAAAAAUACUUCGUCUGUAAAUAUGUUUUUUUAGUUUAUGUUUCUUUAUUUUAUUUUAUUUAGUUUACUGCAUGACAAAAAAUAAGUAAUUUACUUUAUAGUUUUAUUAAGAUAAAUUUUCCAGGCCCGAUCUAUGAACGAUUAAAUCUACAAAUACAAUAUUUUGUAAUGUAUUAAAUAUAAAUACUUACUUAAGUAAAAAUUGGUUAUUUUGAACUUUGUAAAAUAAAUCCAUCAAAGAAGUAAAAUUUGUCAUAGAUCUUCACUUUUCUCUCGAUUUUUUUAAAUAAUUUCCUACGUUUGUUAUAAGCGUUUUUUUAGAUAUUAUAAAUAUUAGUAUUAAGAAGAUAGCUGUAGAUAUUUUUGAUUAAAAAAAAAUUUUUGUAAAAAUUAAUACCAAACUACCUACUAAUUACAUACAUAAUUAGGCUAAGGGCUGUGUUAGAAUAAAAAAAUAUUUUGCCAUUACCUACCUUUUUAUGAAUAUUUUUCAACUUACUCUAUCACACAGUACAAAAUAUACCUACAUACUUUUACAGUGUUUUUAGUGUAGGUAUUUAUAAAAAGGCGCUCUAUUCGUAUUAGUACGAAACUUUAAAAGUGUCUCGAUUGCCAGUAACUCUAUAUAUUAUUAUUAUUGAUACAAAAGAAUCCUAAGUACAAUUUUUGGAAAUAUUUAGUCUGUUUAGGCUGUUGCAAAAGUAGUAAGCCGAAAGGGUUGGUGACUCAGGGGGUCAUUUUGUUCACAAUUCGCAUUUGGAACGGAAAUACUCAUUUUGCAACACACUGCAGCCUUUGAUAUAGACCAAAGGUUCAUGUCUUAUAUCUGAGAAAACUAUGACACUAGGUGGCGCUGUUAAAAGUGGCUACACAUCACAUUAUAAUAUCUAUGAUAGAAAAUGAUAUCAGAAUCUCAAAAUAAAGCCUACCUUAUUACAUGAGCUAUAAGUUUAGUUAAGUAUAUUUUGUUAUAUUAUGUAUUUAUAGAUUUUUUAUUUACAGUCAGUAAAGGAAUGUCUCUCAUUGUAAUUAUCAUUUUGUGUUUUAAGACGGUAAAAGUAAAGAGAAUUGUGCCUUAAUUA
Messenger RNA from Plutella xylostella (diamondback moth), 3458 nucleotides. Its product is annotated as lysosome membrane protein 2. The record is from RefSeq and is a predicted model, not a curated record. NCBI's taxonomy places the organism in Eukaryota, Metazoa, Arthropoda, Insecta, Lepidoptera, Plutellidae. Gene Ontology annotation, cellular component: membrane; cytoplasm. Gene Ontology annotation, molecular function: scavenger receptor activity.